Molecule: messenger RNA, 3188 nt
Organism: Mesocricetus auratus (golden hamster)
Lineage: Eukaryota; Metazoa; Chordata; Mammalia; Rodentia; Cricetidae
Gene: Btn1a1
Product: butyrophilin subfamily 1 member A1
Exons: 7
Coding region: 50-1624 (524 amino acids)
Biological process (GO): T cell receptor signaling pathway; regulation of cytokine production
Cellular component (GO): external side of plasma membrane
Molecular function (GO): signaling receptor binding
Source: RefSeq, a predicted model, not a curated record
AGCUCCUGGCAGACUCGGUCAGCAACCUGUUGCCCCAUCAAGGUUGGAAAUGGCAGUUUCCCCCAACCCGUUCCUCUUGGCUUGUCUGCUCACCCUCCUGGUCCUGCAGCUACCUACUCUGGAUUCAGCUCCCUUGGAUGCGAUCGCACCUCAAGAGCCAGUGCUGGCCUUAGUGGGCUCAGAUGUUGAGCUGACCUGUCGCUUCUCCACAAACGCGAGCGCGGAGCACAUGGAGGAGCUGCGGUGGUUUCGACAGACUAGGUCGCCAGCGGUGCUUCUUUACCGGGCUGGCCAGGAGCAGAAAGGCCAGCAGAUGACCGAGUACCGCGGGAGAGCGUCAUUGGUGACCGACGGACUCCCAGGUGGUCAUGUUACUCUGCGGAUCCGAGGUGUCAGGAUCUCUGACCAGGGCGAGUACCGGUGCUCUUUCAAAGAUAACGACAACUCCGAGGAGGCCGCUACGCAUCUCAAAGUGGCUGCUCUGGGCUCUGAUCCUCACAUCAGUAUGGAAGUUAAAGAGAAUGGACAGAUCCAACUGGAAUGCACUUCUUCGGGCUGGUUCCCAGAGCCGGAAGUGCAGUGGAGAACUCCCUCAGGGGACAGACUUCCAUUCACUGCAGAGUCCAAGAAUCAUGAUGAGGAAGGCCUGUUCACUGUGGCAGCCUCAGUGAUCAUCACAGACAGCUCCAUAAAGAAUGUGUCCUGCUGCAUCCAGAAUCUCCUCCUUGGCCAGGAGAAGGAAUUAGAGAUCUCUAUACCAGCUCCCUUUACUCCAAGACUGACUCCUUGGAUCGUAGCUGUGGCUAUCAUCAUACUGGCCCUAGCAUUUCUCACCAUCGGGUCGGUGUUUUUCACUUGGAGACUAUACAAGGAAAGAUCCAGAGGGCAGAGGAGUGAAUUUGGCUCUAAAGAGAGACUUCUGGAGGAACUCAGGUGUAAAAAGACUGCAUUGCAUGAAGUUGACGUGACUCUGGAUCCAGACACAGCACACCCCCACCUCUUUCUGUAUGAGGAUUCAAAGUCAGUUCGCUUGGAAGACUCACGUCAGAUCGUGCCUGAUAGACCAGAGAGAUUUGACUCCUGGCCCUGUGUGUUAGGCCGAGAGACUUUCACUUCAGGGAGACAUUACUGGGAGGUGGAGGUGGGAGACAGAACUGACUGGGCCAUUGGUGUGUGUAGGGAGAAUGUGGUGAAGAAAGGGUUUGAUCCCAUGACUCCUGAUAAUGGGUUCUGGGCUGUGGAGUUAUAUGGAAAUGGAUACUGGGCCCUCACCCCACUCCGGACCCCUCUCCGAUUAGCAGGACCUCCUCGCCGGGUUGGGGUUUUUCUGGACUAUGAAUCAGGAGACAUUUCCUUCUACAACAUGAGUGAUGGCACUCUUAUCUAUACUUUCCCUAGCACCUCUUUCUCUGGCCCUCUCCGUCCCUUUUUUUGCCUGUGGUCAUGUGGUAAAAAGCCCCUGACCAUCUGUCCAGCUGCCAAUGCACCUGAGAAAGUCACAGUCAUUGCUAAUGUCCAGGAUACCAUUCCCUUGUCCCCGCUGGGGGAAGGCUCUGCUUCUGGAGAAACAGAUACUCUCCAUUCUAAACUGAUACCUUUCCCACCUAGACAAGUGGCACCUUAAUGAAUCUUCCAGCUCCACCAUCUCCCUCUCCUGCGACUACUCCCUCACACUCUGAAGCUUCAGUUGCGAGCUUCCUGCAGUCCUGUUUCUUCCUGGUCAUGGAGGUUAAUUCACCUUGGGAAGGUGGUAUGCUGCUGCUGGAGAAGGCAGGGAGAAAGGCUUUCCUAAUUUGUUUCUGUAUCAAUAUUGAGGAGAUUGAGAGGUGAUUCCUAAACUAUUUCUAGUGCCCAUAUCCCUUCAGAUCAGAGCCUACAUAGGAGGACUUGAUACAGUCACCUAAGAGACCAAGAGGCAAGUAGGUCAGCAUGAAAUUGUGGCAGCAGUGGAAUAGGGGUAUGUGGAAUGACAGAUUUUAGGCAAGGGGAAAACCAAACCAAACCACAGGAUGCUGGGAAAGGAAGAUCUUAGGCUAAAAACCCCAUAAAGAAAUUUAGAGAAGACAAGGCAGACACAGAUGAAGUAAACUUGGUCCGACUAGGUGCACUUGUCCUGUCCUAGAGUUUUCCAGGACUAUAUCUCAAACAUUUCUUAUUAAUUAAAUUUUGACAACUUCAUAUAAGUGUAUAAUGCAUUCUAAUUACUAUUACACUUCUCUAUUCUGUCUUAUUUCCCUCCCCUUCUCUCAUCAGCACCCCUUAUUUGCUCCAAAUAUGACACACUGAGUUUAGCAGAGCUAUCAUGGGAACAUGGAUUUGGAGCUAUCCACUGAAGUUUGGUGGGCUCAAGAGGACAGGUAUAAAAGAACACAGUGAUUUCUUCUCUCCCACAACCUAUCAGCCUCCAAUGGUUCAUUAUUUUUGUUAGUCUCAGCUGCAUGCUCCCUCAGCCUUCAUUGCAAUAUCCAACCACUUCACAGGCACCUUCAAUUCUCUUCCACUGCCAUUCUUUCCUGCAGGGUCCUUCCUGCAGGUAGAGUGGGGGAAGGGCUGGUCCAGCAGGCCUCUUCCAGGGGACUGAGUGGGAUGGUGAGUGUCCAUGACUCAGACCCUCCCCCCAUUAGUUACCAGGAAGAAAAAGAACACACACUGAGUCUGGAGUCUGUCGAAGCAGGAUCUCGAUUUAUUCCAACACACAGGAACUUAUAUAGGACUGAGGUAGGGGAUGGCAAUCUUGGGAUAGGGUAAGGUGACCUGAGGAGUUAAGGGACAAUAGUAUUCCCCCAAGCAGGCAGGUAGCUAGGCAGGGGGCAAUCUUGCAUCAGGUCUGUCUGAGUCACUGCCACAUGGAGGUUACAGGUUAGAGACAGGUCGCUAAACUCUAGCCAGGCUCAGGAGGUUACACUGGGCCUCACAUCCCAGCCUUUCUUAGGCCCAACACUUUUCCACUCUGUGCUAUUGCUUAAUGUAGCCUACUCAGCCUUCCUGAAUUCUGUUUUGUGUUAGGAUCCCCAGCGUUGCACCAUGAUGCUCAACACAGCUAGACCGUUUGUUUCUAUUUGAGUCUGCUCCAGUGUCCUGUUUGGGAUUUGUUUUGCCAAUGACCUGUGUUUGUAUCCAAGCUCUUGCAUUUCUAUUGUAUUUUUUUUCCAGGUUCCAGCAUGGAAGUUGUCCAUGGACUUUGUCAA